Molecule: messenger RNA, 7014 nt
Organism: Megachile rotundata (alfalfa leafcutting bee)
Lineage: Eukaryota; Metazoa; Arthropoda; Insecta; Hymenoptera; Megachilidae
Gene: Crtc
Product: CREB-regulated transcription coactivator
Biological process (GO): positive regulation of transcription by RNA polymerase II; protein homotetramerization
Cellular component (GO): cytoplasm; nucleus
Molecular function (GO): cAMP response element binding protein binding
Source: RefSeq, a predicted model, not a curated record
CUGUUUUAUCCACCGCGCAGUGUAUCGCAACAAUAAGCCUGAAUAAGCCAGUUUUUCGGAACAGCCCGGAAAAGUGUCGUCAGUUUUUUAUUGCGGGUGCGAUACGCGCAGUGGUGGGGUAUCAGUGUGACCAAUGAGCCCGCGAAAAGCGGCUCCUGCGCGAUGCGCGUGGCGCGCUGCGCCGCAUAAUCUUGCGUAUCAGCGAUCGGCAGUACCAUCCAGAAGGCAGUAGGUUACGGGUUCUAACGUGGUGAAAUAUUAGGGAGACCCUAUCGGUGCGAUCGGUGAAAAAGGAAACGUGCGACGGAGUUGAGUGCACACGUUAGUAGAGUGCACGAUACUCGCGAGUGUCGGGAGAUCCGAGUGUCGAGCCAUCAUGGCGAAUCCACGGAAAUUCAGUGACAAGAUCGCGCUACACAAACAGAAGGAAGCGCAGGAAAGAGCAGCGUUCGAGGCGAUCAUGCGAGAGGUUUCGGAUGUCACGAGCAGAGUCGCCUCGGCGAGCAGCUCGGUGUGCGCCAGUCCCACGGGAUCGUCCGGGGUGCUGGAGACCCCGUUAUCCGUGAAGAGUGCCGGCGCCAGCCCACCGCAGUCCAGCGGCAAACACCUGCACAUUAACCUGGGAAAUCAGUUCAGGGCGGGUGGUUCUCUGCCGAAUGUAAACAACAAUGCGAACUGCGGCGCCGACGCGAAAAAACACACCUCGCCGCACACCGCUGCUAUUCAUUCGAUCGACCUUAAGACGGCGCUGAGCAAUCUGGAGGAGAUGCAGCACAAUUCCAUGGCGUACCGCAACAACGAGAGGGGUAGAAGCAUGGGGGUUGGUCCAAUGAGGUCGCGUCCCAUGGAGAAGAGGCACGACACGUCGCCGUACAGCGGUGUCCCUUACCUUUCACCACCCCCGCCGGAUACCUGGAGGAGAACCAACUCGGAUUCGGCCCUUCAUCAAAGCGCCAACGAGGCCUGUCAAACGACUACCCCCAUCCCCCAUCGCCGAGAUCAACACACGAUGAGCGGAUCCGGAAGCGACAACAGAAAUCUUCAUUACGGAUUUAUCGAGCGGCCAAGAUCGUCCUGUGAAAUACCUAGAGUGCCUGGCAACAACAUAGACCCGAGCUCUCAACCACCGGGACAGCAAAUUUCCAUAGGAAACACGCGGUCGUUACCAGAUCUGGUCCAUUUCCCGUCAGAUCAGGAGGACCAUUCGAGCAGUACACCGUUCAGCAACAGUCGUCAAACGAGCAGUCCUACAAACCUGUCGCCGACCAGCUUGCAGCAAGCUGGUGGGCUAUCCUUUCCGCAGGAUCAAAAUCCGACAAGUGCCCAAAACCAUUUAUCAGUGCCUGUUAACUCUAGGUUCCUUCACACGUGCAAGGGUGUGGCGCUGGAAAACAGCACAAGUACUUCGCAACAGGAUCUUCAAAGUUAUUCGCAGCAACCGGUACCCGCACCACCGACGGCGACGACCCACAGUCCGGCUGGCCACUACAUUUAUCAGCAACCGCACAGUCCUGUGCCACCGCAAAGUCCAAAGUCGUCGCAACCCCAAACACAAUCGCAGCAACAGCAACUGAACUCGUUAGGUUCGUACAGGUCCUCGCAGCAGGUGAACAGGCCGUCGCCGCAAUCGUCGCCUGGCCUAACGGUUCAGGGCAGUCCCUUAAGUUACAGCAACAAUCCGUCGGCGCCUCCUAGUCCCACGGGGCAUCCGGGUCCACCGAAUUUGACGUCGGAGAACAUCGAUCAGAAUAGUUAUUUCCUGAAUCAAGCGCAAGCGGCGCUUCAACAGGAUUUCGCGCACUUCACGAUGGGAGUGGAUUGGCCGAAAUUCGCGCAGCAGCUCAUGGAACUUGGUUGCACCUGGAGCACGCAGAUAGAGAUGGACACGCCCGGAUCGACCAACAUGAUUGGAACUUACAUAGGUUCGCCGAACCACACCACCAAUUACGCGCAGAACGACACGAUAAAUGUCGGGGGUGAAUUGGGCAGCGGGGAUGCUGGUUAUUUCAGCACGAGUCCGCAAAUGCCGUUCCAGCCUACGACCACGACCGCGACCACCACUACCACCACUCAACAACUCACACCUCAGACGCCGAACACUCCAACGAUCAUCCUCACCGAUUUCUCCGGCGCGGACGACCUGACGAAUCCAGAGUUCGUGAAAGAUCUGGGUACGGCGAUGAUGGGUGACUUUGAUCCCGAUCUGUUCCCAUCGGACGACGCUUUGAGGCAAGGCCUCGAUCCCAUCGACAUGGAUGGUCUACAAAUGCUCACCGACCCGACGAUGGUCAUAUCUGAUCCCAGCGCAGAAGCCCAUUUUAGGCUAGAUCGACUUUAAGGCGAGACAUUUUACUCAUUUUCGAUUACGCGCUGACUAUAUUACGUAGGAAUACAAAUUUCUUAUCUGUCCUGGUGUCGCGAUUUAUUCUUGGGACACUUUGACAAAUGAGACAAAAAGGUUUUGCUCCUGCGGUCGCCGACGCCUUUCCUACGAGAUGUCGUUUUCUAGUAAAUACCUUUUAUCGAUCGUUCACGAUCGCGAUCGACGUUCUCGUUUCGUCUUAAGAAUGGGAGGAACGAUAUUAAACGCGAGAAAUCGAUCGUCGUUGGAAACGCGUUAGAUCGACCAACGGAUCGAAUCGGUCUCGUUCGUGAUAAACCGUUAAUUGAAGAUUAAGUAAAUACAAAUCUUUAUUAACCCUUUUUUUAUUUUAUACUACUUUGUACAUUGUAUCAUGUAUGAUCUCUAAGAAGCACAAAACGAAAUGUCUACUGAUUUAUACAUGCUUUUGUCAUAUACGAUUCCUAGUGAGAUAACAAUCUACUACUAUUUAGAUGAAAUUAUACGUGUAGAGAAAGAGGGAAAAAGAUAAAAACAUACACACACAUACACAGACGUGGGUCGAUCAUGCUCCGUGUUCAUCGAAACAGGGAAGAAACUAGAGCGUGGGAUACCAGUAAAGACACGUACACGAGAGAAAGAGUGAGAGAGUGAGAGAAAGAGAGAGUGUGAGAGAGAGAGAGAGGGAGAGAGAGAGAGAGAGAGAGAGAGAAAAUGGAGACACGUUUCUUCUUUUUCGAUGGUAUUUUUCCGAAAAGAGAAAAAAAAGAAUGUGUUCAAGCUUUUAUUUUACAUUAUUCUCGCCUUCGUUCGUCGCGCAUCUUUGGCUCGAUCGAGACUCGAAAAAGUCAUUCGACGCUUCCCUUCUACAUGUUCUAUCGGAAAAGUAACAAGAUUGAUUUCUUCAAAGAUUGUACGCACGCGAUCUCCGUUCAGUUUGCAGCGUCGUUCCGCACGAUAGAAUGUUAAAGACAACUAUAUAUAUAUAUAUGUACACACAUACACACACGCAUAUAUAUAUAUUAUAUACAUAUGUAAGAGAAUAAGAUGUGUAAAACCGCGAAGACGAGUGUACGCGGUCGUCAAUUGUUUUUUGAAAGUAACGUAAAAUUCUAUACUUUGUAUACACGUUGAAUAAUUAAGAAUUAAUUAGGCGCGUGCACGUUAGAAUUAAAUUCGACUAAAAUCGAGAAAAAAAGGCACGGAAAUCACGUGGUCACGUCUACCGGGUAGAUCGUGGUGCACGUCUAAGAAGUGUAGACAACGGCAGUUCGACCAAAGUUGGGCACUUAAAUUUUUGAAGUAAAGACUUCGAUAUAUUGGAAAUUAAUAUAAUCUAAAAGAUUGCCGCAGUAUAUUCGAAGGUGCUAAGAAGAAUAACGAAUUACAGAAAUCUUUUAUACCCGUAGAAUUUUAUUGGUACGCAGAGAUUUUAUUGUAUCGAACGAGAAGCGAAAAACUGUUUCAUCGAAGUAAUGUAUAUUAGUUCAAAGUCUGCUAGCUCGGUAUCAUCCGGUUCUAGAAAUGAACGUUUCAAAGAGUCUCGAGUUACUCUCGGUCUAGAGUAACUUCGUUUGCGAUAUUAUAAAAAUAUUUAUGUUAUGAAUUUAAAAAUCAAAGGCAUAAAUCCUGGUGUCCGUGCUGGAUCCGCAGCCACGAAACGGUUAGUCGCUUUUCGUCGAAAAGUUUUUAAUAGAGUUUUAUUGAAUUGACAUUUCACAGAGUUACCUAAACGUUUGUUGAGAAUAUGAAGAAAGUUUAUGCCUCGCCGCGUUUGUUGUUAACGUUCUGACGAGUCUGCUAUACAUAACCGAGUGUACUGCCUAUUGUGCCUGAGCACAAUGUUCAAUCGAUUUUCAAGAGUUAAUUAGAAGCGCGCGAGAUCGACGGCAAUUUUGAAACAUCGAUCAAUCGAGUAGAUACAGUUGUAUUUAUACCCUAACGUUAACGUUGACUUCGAUAACUGUGUCUCGCGCGGAAGGAAAAGAAGGAACUCUGUAAGAAAGUUAACGUGUUAAGAUGGAACUUUCUUCCCUCCGAUUCGUUUGAUCUGCUCGCGAGACGGUGCCAAAACGCGUAGAUAUCGUCGUUCUAGAUUAUAAGAUCAUUCUACCGAUUCGUAAUGAAUGUACGAUAUAAAUGCCGUGGUUCACGCUGGAAAUUUUGAGAAUUCGUAUGAAAUUAUCGUAUCGCGUGGUGCCACCUAACGAAAGUUUCGACUCUGCGGCUGUGAUUCUCAAAACUUUCAGAUUGACUCGUUUACAAACGAUAAGAGUUUCGAUCGAACGCGUGUAUCGUCCCCUUUUCGUAAAUCUGUAGCUUUGUAAUGGUACUUAAAUCGAGCGAUCGCGAUUUCGAUUAUAUCGCGAACUUUAUAAGUUGAUCUUAAUUUCGUUUCUACAAAACAUUUCCUAUCUGGAAGGGAUCAAAGAAUAAUCGAAACGGUUAAAUAGUUAUCGAAUACAAUAUUGCCCCUUCGUAGCAUUGUAUCGUUCUCACUGCUUCCUCGGCAUUCCUCAACUAUAGUAAACUCCAAGAACUUUCGUGGAAACUAAGUAGGGAACAAGUAGCGUUACGUGUUAAAACGAAUACGGCCGCGAGCAACGAUGACUUCCUUCGGUAAAGGAGAUCCUCGUUACUCGUACACUGUACAUUCGCGUGUAUAGAUAGCUUCGAAGAAGUUACACGAGCGAUAGAGGCCAUCUAUGCUCGCAGUUGUACUUAAACGAGAGCACGUAUGGCUUAGACGAGUAGUGGGAGACCUUUUUAACCUAAGGAAGGCAUCUAUGCACGCGACUGUACUUAAAGGAACAACAGUGAAACACGGUAGUGGGACGUGCCUACAUCCUUCACCGAAAAAAAACCAUGCACGCGAGUGCAUCUUGGUCUUGUAAUCGUUGUGAUAAAUAGAGAUGGAUCCAAAAUUUGCGUCGCUCGAAAAAGUAAUAUUGUCCUCUUUCUCUGAUAUGUCUCCGUCUCUCUCGCACACGUACAUACACACACACGCUCUUUCUCGGUCAAGCAAGCGUCUCGUAAACGAUUAACGCGUCGGUUCGUUGUUGUGUUCGACAAGAAAUCAGCCCCCGAUUCAAGAGUAAAUUCGACAAAGUCACGAAAAGAGAGAGGAAACAAAUGGCAAAGGACAUAGAAAAGCAGUUGGUCUCGUAUCGAAUGAGUUUAAAGAACAUACAAUGGAAAGAAGAAAGGAAGGAAGGAAACAUUGUAAUAUUUGUAUAUAGCCAUGUUAUUGUGGUAAAGAAAUUACCUUAUAUUAUUAUAAAUAUUACGCAUAUAUAUACAUAUAUACGUGUACGUAUAUGUAUAUAUAUAUAAUAUAUAUAUAUAUUAAGUCUGUAAUACCGUUACGUUGUUGUACCAUAUUAUUGUGAACACCAUUUCUCAGACAUCGAUUUUUUUAAAUAAAAACAAAGUCUCUAUCGAUAUGCACUAAGUACCAAGCAGAGUGUCCGUCGCAAAUCCACCGUACAUCGCCAAAAUUCGAGUCGAUUCGAUUUUAUCAUUUAACCGUGGCUUUUUCGCCUCGUCUCGCUCUUUACGUUGCCAUUUUUUUUUUUUACUAAUCCAUUGAUCCAUCAUAUAACGAAACAAAAGACACUUUAAUGACUUUCAAGGCGAACAAAUAACGAAACGAUCGGUUCAGAAUCUUUGAUUAUACAAAAGUCAAUUCUUUAACUGGAACUUACAGGUUCGUCGCUUAGUCGCAGUAGAUCGUGUAAUUCGUUAUCGAAUAAGAACGAACGUUUCGGAAAAAGAAAAACGUUCUUAGCGGAAACGAGAAGUGGUGAAUUUUUUUUUAUUUAACGAUCGCUGCCCAAACGUCUCGUUGACCAGCCUUUUCGUCAGACUGAUGUUCACUCUUAUCGUUAGUUUAUCCAAUUAAGGAUCAAUUAGCACGAGCAAUUCGCCCGUUAAGUCAGUGUCCACGAUCAGAGACGCGACGAAGGAGCUUCGUGAAACGCGUGCGUUCGACGUGUCGCGUUAAUGUUCAGGCGUACCAGUCAUUUCUUACCGCAAACAUUUCAACAUACGCGUUUAACACCACAGGGAUACCGACGCGUAGCAAACAACAGUAUAUUCCUUCCUUUAAUUUCACCCUUAGAAAACGUACAUUGAAGUCGGAUAUAUACCGUGGAAAUUCAGAAUAAACAAUCCCUGAAGUCCAAAUUAGGAAACCUUGGAUCAUUUCACAAUUACCAGGUGUUCCUACCAUCCCUGUGGAGGUUAACGCGUAGGCUGCCUUGGACGCGAACGAUGACUUCGUAAAUUUUAUACGAUAGAACGAUUUAAAAAAAAAAAGGAAAAGACAAAAAGGCAAUUUUAAAAAAGGUUACACUGCGAAUCGUGGAUGCGAUACGACGCACGCGUAUAAAAAAAGACUAAAAGAACGUCACCUUCGACAUUUUUCACACGACACCGUGGUCCUCCUGCCCGUCGAUGUGUAAAUAAUUGUUUCAUAUUGUUGUAAAGUAGAACGAUGAUUGAGGAGAGAUGGAUGACGACGAGACAGUAGGAGACGGCGGGUCUCGAUUGCCGAGAAUAAAAAAGAAAGUCUCCACCCGUAAUGUAUGCGCACAAAAAAUAAGAGGGUUUAACGAUCUUAUGUGUCUUCUUCGUGUUUAAUCGUAUCUUUGUUAUUAAAUCUUGAACGUCUA